Messenger RNA from Meloidogyne enterolobii, 183 nucleotides. The record is from the annotation of a GenBank genome assembly. NCBI's taxonomy places the organism in Eukaryota, Metazoa, Nematoda, Chromadorea, Rhabditida, Meloidogynidae.
AUGCGUUGUAAUUUAAUUUUGGGUUCAAAAUUUGCUUCAAAUUUGGGAUAUAAAUUGAUUAAACCAGCUAAACCUUGGGUUUUUCGGAGUCAAGUUGGCGGUUUUAGAACAAUUUAUGAAGGAGGGUUGUCUUUUGUUACAAGUCCCACAAAAGAAAGGAGCAGAAAUGCAAUAUUUAAUUGA